Molecule: messenger RNA, 2015 nt
Organism: Girardinichthys multiradiatus
Lineage: Eukaryota; Metazoa; Chordata; Actinopteri; Cyprinodontiformes; Goodeidae
Product: tyrosine-protein phosphatase non-receptor type 7-like
Exons: 12
Coding region: 415-1677 (420 amino acids)
Biological process (GO): protein dephosphorylation
Molecular function (GO): protein tyrosine phosphatase activity
Source: RefSeq, a predicted model, not a curated record
CUCGUCUGCUUGGCUGCCGGUUAGUUAGUCAGUUCAGUUAGUGCGUUGGUUGGUUAGUUAGCAGGUCAGGUCUUAGUUCAGCGAGGUUAGUCAUGUUGGUGUUGCAACUGAUCUGGAGGCAGUCAGGAGGAUAAAUGAGAUAAAAACAGAACAUGGAGUCACUGUGAUGCAGGGAGUUCUGCCUCCUCAUCGCAGCAGUAACUGAUUUAUCAAACACUGACUCCAAGACGAUUGGGUUUCUGUCAGAGGCAACUGGAGUCUGAAGCUCAUCAGGAAGCUCAUUAAUGACAAAAACACGUCAGAAGUUUAACUUGGAGUGAACCUGAAAAGCAAGACAAGAGGAAGAUCUGUAGAGAUCACAAUGCAUGGUGUUGAGGUGAACACCUGAGUCCAGCUCAGACAAAAACACUCAUAAUGAGCUCAACCAGCUUCAUUCCUGCUGAGGAACCAUUGACUCCCCCACCACUGACCACGCCCCCUCGCAAACCCUCGGUCCGCCUCCAGGAGAGGCGGGGCUCCAACUUGUCGCUGCUAUUGGAUGUGAGCAAUCUGGGGGUGGAGUCGGUUUGUUCUGUGACUACACCCAAGGAGGUGUGGCUUCAGCUACUACAUACAUCCUCCCGAGCGCUCACACAUGCUCAGUUGCAGGAAGCUGCAGCAGACAUAAACGCUCUGAACACAGAGUACCAGAAGAUUCCUCCGAACUUCGUGAGCGCAGCCGAGCUCGAUGUUUCGGGACACAUGAUGAAAGACAGAUACAAAACCAUCCUCCCCAACCCUGAGAGUCGGGUGAUCUUGAAGAACCUGGAGGAAGAACUGGGUCCAGAUCGCUACAUCAACGCCAACUAUAUCAGGGGCUACAAAGGAACUCCGAAGGCCUUCAUCGCCACCCAGGGGCCGAUGCUGCACACCGUUGGAGACUUCUGGGACAUGGUGUGGCAGGAGAGGAGCAGUGUGAUCGUCAUGGUUACCAAACUGAAGGAGAACAAUGAGAAAUGUGAGCCGUAUUGGCCCCAGCUGAGGGAAAGAAAAAAGGUAAAGGAAGAAGAUGAGAACCAGGAGGAAAAGAUUCAGAGGGAGGAAGAUGAAGAAGAGGGAGAAACGAGUCAAUUCGGCAGAUUCUUGCUUACAGUUAAAGACAGCUGGGAAAAAGAUGGCUUCACCAUCACAGAUAUUGAGAUCCAGCUAAACUCUGAGCGUCGUCCAGUCAGACACUACUGGUUCAGCUCCUGGCCCGACCACCACAUCCCACAAUGCAUUGUUUCUCUGCUGAAAUUGGUGGAGGAGGUUGAGAUGUACAGGAAGUCACUUCAACCAUCUACCAGCUCUCCCCCAAACGCAGACACUGUCCCUGACCCUGGACCAAUCAUUGUCCACUGCAGCGCAGGUAUCGGGAGGACGGGUUGUUUCAUAGCCAGCAGCAUCGGCUGUCAGCAUCUCAGAGAAACCGGACACGUGGACAUUCUGGAGACAGUUUGUCAGCUCCGACUUGACAGGGGUGGGAUGAUCCAGACCACAGAGCAGUACCAAUUCCUGUACUGCACACUAGCCCAGUACAGCCGCCAACUGCAGCAGAACCAGGACCAGAACCAGAUCACCACAGUCACACAGAACCAGCAGAACCCUGAGGACCAGGUCAGCGUACAACUGGAGAACGUUCGGCUACAGAACAACUGAAAAAAUCCAGUCAUGAAGAGCAAUGCCCUCUAAGAAAUCUGAGAAUAUCAGCACAGCAGUGGAGAACCAGGAGGAGUAGAAGAGGAGAACCCAAAAGCAGCCUUAUGGACACCAGCAGCAUACGGGACUGACAGGGAACUGGAUCAGUCAGGGUAACACAGCAGAACCAGGAGAACUGGAUGUUCUGUUUGGAAUCCACUGAAAAUAUGGAGAACCAAGAUGUUUAUUCUGGACUGAAAAUAUUAGACAAAAAGUCAGAUCAGUAAAAUUAAAUAAAUAUAUUGUUUACCUCUUUGUGUUUUAUCUGAAAUUAAUAAAUUUAGGUUUGUUUUAAAUUA